Molecule: messenger RNA, 2067 nt
Organism: Blumeria graminis f. sp. triticale
Lineage: Eukaryota; Fungi; Ascomycota; Leotiomycetes; Helotiales; Erysiphaceae
Source: the annotation of a GenBank genome assembly
AUGGAUUUGCAUACAAAUACUAUUGAAGAUGACUUACUACUCUCUCUCGGACCAGAUCAGACCCCUAGUAUCAACGAGAACUCCCUAGCGGAUAAAAUAUCGCGCAUUGAUUUUCAGCGGGCCGAAUCAGGAGGCUUUAGAGGUCUUACAGAGGAUAAUCUACGCGAGGAGAUAUUGGGAGAAAGAAUUGUAUCAAAGGAAUGUUCCGAAUCAGAUAGCGAGUCGACCGAAGAGGAUGAGGAACCUGACCGGAUUAAAGAGUUAGCAAUUGCUAGACAAGAGCUUUUAUGUCAAAUUGAUUCAGCUCAUCAAUCUGCAAUGUUUGCCCUAGACUUUAUCUCUCUUGCUCUUUCUAAAGAUGCGCCAACACAAGCCGUUUCAACAAUAUCUCCAGAACUUCGAGAGUUCGUGGGAUUGGGAACUCUGGGAUUUGACAAGCUUAAUGCGACAAGAAUCACUGAUACCAAGAUAAAUGAAAACAAGCAGGUUGUACGAGGGUGGCAGAUCCAAAGUUUAAAUAGAACCGUUGACUCAAUCUUGGCGGCGGCUACAAGAUUAGAGAAGGAAAUUGAAUCAGAAACUAGAUACUGGGAACAGGUUCUUGAUAUCAGCAAUAACGGCUGGGCAAUCUGUUGUCUUCCUAUGGAAAAACAAACACUUGGAGUGAGGGUAGGAAUCUCUGAUGCAUCUCUAGCGUUCAAGAGCCGUAGUCUAGCAGCACUACGACGUAAUCAUGAUGGUUCUAUUUUCCUCGAUCAGGGAAUAUCUGGCUCUGGUCCGCAAGUCAUUCGAGUCCGUAUAGAGACUAAUGGCACUAAAACUGGCUCAACAACUACUCCACUGCUUGUCCCAGGCAAUGCACCUGUACAAGCCCUAAUACUUCAAGCACGAAAUACGCUCUUUGCCGAAGAACUAUGGCAGGAACUACAGCGUGAGGCUCGAUUUCUCUGUUCUUUCGGUGUUAGUUCGACUUCAUCGAUUGUCACAUUCACCCUUACCCCGUGGAAAAAAGCACUUAUCGAUAUUGUUCCCCUCUGUGCCCAAUCAGUUUCUGAAUCUCAUGGAAAAGAUGACUUUUUUGCCUCUGGAAUACACACUGCUCUUCAUUUAGGUUUGACAUGGUCUCACCGUCUUGUUCGUCGAAGGAGAGCACAGCCACCGCAGCCGGUUACAUCCAACCCUCUUCCUGAACCUUGUUCGCUAAUGCGCCCAAUUCUAACCCGUCUUAUUCACGAACGUACAGUCAGCGAGGUUAUUGCAUUCAUAUCACCCCUUACCACUAGUUUGCGAAGUGCUUCUAUUUCUGCCUCAUACAACUCGACCCGGAAAAAGAUAACCUUACCUGUAUUUCUAACAAAAGCCGAGCAAAUCCUCACAUCGUUAUCAUCACAGCUUGAAUUUUUUAUUAAAUUUACCAUUCUUCCUGACACAGAAAUAUCAAUUACAAUCCGUACUAUGGCGUAUCGUGAUAUUAUUCCUGCAUUUCAAGUUCAGCUUAAUCCGGAAAGCCCAAUGAUUCUAACAUGUCCUACACCUGGAAUUUUCCACUCUAUCCAAGAUUUUCAGGAGUGGAUAUUAUGGUGCACAAGCUGUGCUAUCACACAACACCUUCAAGGUUGUCUCUCUCGGUGCACCGAUGGGCCAAAAUGGCAAUUAUCCACUUACUCAAAUAUUCUGAAGCGUGAGGCGUCUGAUUUUGAAAAAGUAAUUCGCUUUAUCUGCAUCAAUGUGGCUCAAGUGUACAAUCAAAAAAACGAUUAUCCAGGAGUUAGACUGCGCAUCAAAUGGGAGAGAAAAUUUGGAUCAAUUAUUGUCGCUGAUGAUCAGAUGUCCAUACCAGAAACAGAGUUAAUUGAGGGAGGGGUCAAUUCGAAGAGCAAGAAAACUAAUGAUUUUUAUGACUGGACUGCAUGGUAUGAUAAGGCAGCUGGUGGAAAGUCAUAUGUUGAACAAGAUACUCGAGAGAAGUUUGGAGCUACUACGGAAUGUAGUCUAUUUGAUAUCGCGAAGGCUAUCGGAAAAUUUAGUGGACAGGUAAAAGUGGACGAUCACACAAAUUUUACGUGA